AUGAAUAAGCUAGACAAACCUGGGCAAGAAAAUUGGAGUUCCUCUGGCAAUUUGCCUGUAUAUAAUGAUGCUGAUGGUAAUGAUUAUGUUGAUGGUGCACGUGAUAAGGGUGUUGACGAUGAUGAAGAUAGUGGUGGUGACAAUGCUGAUGAUGUUGGUGAUGCUGUUGAUGAUUAUGUCGAUGACGAUAAUGGUGAUGGUGACAACGGCAUGAUGAUAAUGUUGUUGUCGAUGAUGGUGAUGAUCAUGGUGGUGAUGACGGCGAUGAUGUCGCGGGAGAUGAUGAUGGUGGCAGUGAUCAUGAUGAUGGUAUUGAUGAUCGUGAUGGUGAUAUUAUAUAUUAUGGUGUUGAUGAUCACAAUCACGUUGAUGAUGAUGUUUAUUUCAUAUCGUGAUGACAAGCGAUGAUAUUGAUGAAAAUGAUGAUUGCGAUGAGAGUGUUGACGAUGAAACUAGUGAUAAUUAUGGUGAUAAUGGUGAUGAUGGUGAUGAUGAUAGUGAUGAUACUAAUAAGGAUGACAAUGAUGAUGACGAUAAUACAUACCCUGGUAACACCCGAUAA
Messenger RNA from Paramuricea clavata, 562 nucleotides. NCBI's taxonomy places the organism in Eukaryota, Metazoa, Cnidaria, Anthozoa, Malacalcyonacea, Plexauridae. The record is from the annotation of a GenBank genome assembly.